AUGAAAGAAAAGAGAAAGAGAGAGGCAAUAGAGGUGGUGGAACGGUUACCACAUGUUCUUGUAGAAGAUAUUUUACAGAGACUUGAGAUAAAACCGAUUGUAAGAUUCACUUGUGUUUCUAAGCAAUGGAACUCAACAAUCAAAUCUCGAUACUUUGCAUCUAGACAUCUAGCCAGAGUGAAGUCACCUAAUCCAGAUAUCCUUCUAGGCGGUGAACUUGUCCAUGAAUCAAAACCUUAUCCUUGUUUACGUACUUUGGGAUCACAUUCUGGUUCAUUGACAGAUGUUAACUAUAUAGCCAAACCCAGUAGAAGACGUCUUGUAGUUACUGGAAGCUGUGAUGGUCUUGUUUGCAUCUACGAUUUUAAAAAAGUGUUGUAUGUCUUCAAUCCAGCUACUAGAUGGUGCCGAUUUCUUCCUCGAGCUAAGAUUCAAAAAAUUAACUGCGUUAGAGAAAACCUAAAUUGUAACUCCGCACGAGCUUUUCUAGGGUUUGGCAAAGACACUCUUACAAGCAACUACAAGAUGGUAUGGUUAUAUAACUCUUUUGAGAACCUAGAUGGUCAAACUACAUGCGAGGUUUUUGACUUUGCAACUAAUACUUGGAGAUAUGUGAUUGGGUCUCGACACCGGAUAUGUGAUCAUGAUUUCAAAUCUCAUCCAGUAUAUACAGAUGGAUCACUUUAUUGGUGGACUCCUCAGCUUAAUAAUAAAGAAACAAAGAUGAUAUGUUUCGAUCUCCACGCAGAGGUUUUUCAAAGAAUGGAAAUUCCGAUUGACUAUGUAGGGCCACAUCGGAUUAUCAUGUGCAGUCUGAAUAAUCGUCUUUGCGUAUCAGCAAUGAAAAUCAACGGCAUUCAGGAUAUGUGGUCACUGAAAUCAGACAAGGUAUGGGAGAAGACUCACAGUCUAGAUUUAAGCUAUACUACUUUUGGUGAAUACUCUGGUGUUCCACUAUCACUGGUCGCAAUUUUCGACAAAACACGAAUGCUAAUUCUUUGGCAAUCGCUUGAGGAAAAAGUUCUAUUAUUGGUAGAAGAUACUGAAACACAGAGCGGGAAACACAAAGUUAGGAGCAUAUCGCCUUGGUUCAAUAAACCUUCUUCUUGGUUAGUUAAUUUAUUAAUUGAGUUGGUUCAUUAAAAUAACUUGAAAUGCACAUGGUUUAGUGAAUUAAACCGGGCUGAGUUAUUAUUAGAGUUAAUUAGGUUACAGUUAGUCGUCUUCUUCACUUAGAGUAUGUAACAGAACGGCCGCCAUGUCACGAUUAGAACAUAGGACAUGAAUAAAGUUAGGUCAAAACAUUAUAGUUUUGAUAGGAAUCUACAAGGCGCGCCUUUCAAGCACUUUUAGUGCCUUAGAUGCCUUAGAUUUAAGCUAAAAGCGCACCAUGGCGCACGCCUUAGGGACCAUACCCUCGCCUGGGAGGUGCAUGGCGAUGGGGCUCGCCUUUUAAAACACAGAACCCGCUUGAGUUGUUUAUCUACCAAAAUUAUCUUCGGAGACAGAUUCGUGUGGCAUGAUUGAAAACAGAGCCGUGAUGAUCAAGAAAUUCCAAGAAU
Messenger RNA from Brassica napus (rape), 1562 nucleotides. RefSeq names its product F-box protein At1g11270-like. The transcript is spliced from 2 exons. The record is from RefSeq and is a predicted model, not a curated record. Gene Ontology annotation, molecular function: protein binding. Lineage: Eukaryota; Viridiplantae; Streptophyta; Magnoliopsida; Brassicales; Brassicaceae. The coding region runs from base 1 to 1143 and encodes 380 amino acids.